Molecule: messenger RNA, 1017 nt
Organism: Suillus discolor
Lineage: Eukaryota; Fungi; Basidiomycota; Agaricomycetes; Boletales; Suillaceae
Exons: 13
Coding region: 87-875 (262 amino acids)
Source: RefSeq, a predicted model, not a curated record
UUAACAUACCAUAUUCCACCAGUACCUAUACAGUACGUAUCGUCUGAACGGCUUCUUCCUCGUUCUAACUUGAAAGCUUAGUAUCGAUGACGACGUUCUGGACUUAUGAUUAUGCCUGUGCACUUCACGAAGAAUGGAAAUUUCUGCGUCGGUCGCGCUGGACCAAAGUAAAAGCCCUUUACAUCAUGACACGACAUCUCCCCUUUUUUCUGAUCGUCAUGUACCUAUGUCUGAACUUCGCCUCGAUCGAAGACCCCAAUAAUUGUCAGAUAUUGAUCAAUGUCUACUCAUCUCUCAGUCAGAUAUCAGCCGUUUGCUCUGAAUGUUUUUUCAUGAUUAGAACAUAUGCGCUGUGGAACAACAAUAGGAUCGUACUCGUGGGCCUGCUGUCCACUGCUUUCGCUAUGAUCGUGACAUCCGUCAGCAUUCGUUUUGCCACCAUUGCCACCUCAUAUGUUACGACUAGCGCGAUCCCGGGCGCCCCUAGUUGCCCCUCGAGGUCAAGCAGUAUUCUGUACUUCAUGUCGUUUAUUUUCUUAUUUGCGUUUCAACUGGUAUUGAUCGCUCUCACACUCACACGUGCCAUACAGAGCUGGCGGUCGACAAAGGGCCCUCUGCAAGCCAUCCUGGUGAAACAUAACAUAUUCUACUAUGUAUGCGGUCUCCUUCUCUCGGCCAUCAACAUCCUCGUGCCAGCGCUAUUUCCAAACUCCCCAUACUAUACCGCCCUCCAAAACUUUCAGGUGUCCAUCCUUGCGAUCCUUGCCACGCGCAUGCACCUCCAUCUCUGGCAUCUCGACCAGCGCAUGCACAGUGCUGAUGCCCUCAUAUGCAUUUCUAUGUCCGACAUGUCACUUGCAGACUGUACGGCGUAAUGUCUUAUCGUGUGGGUUAUCCGUCGUGGGAGGAGCGAGAUUUGGAGUAGUAGAUGACUGGUCGGGGUGGAACCCACUUGACUUAUAAUAAUGAUGAAUUUUUGUCACAUACACAAAUAUUAAUUAUAACACGAAAUCGUAG